AUGUCUCAAAGCCGUGAAGAUUCUGUAUACUUAGCCAAGUUGGCUGAACAAGCUGAACGUUAUGAAGAAAUGGUCGAAAACAUGAAAAUUGUAGCUUCUUCUGGUCAAGAAUUGUCUGUCGAAGAAAGAAAUCUAUUAUCAGUUGCCUACAAAAAUGUUAUUGGUGCCAGACGUGCUUCUUGGAGAAUAGUUUCAUCUAUUGAACAAAAAGAAGAAUCAAAAGAAAAAUCAGAACAUCAAGUCUCUUUAAUCAGAAGCUACCGUUCAAAAAUUGAAUCAGAAUUAACCAAAAUUUCUGAUGAUAUCUUAUCAGUUUUAGAUUCUCAUCUAAUCCCAUCAGCUACUACUGGUGAAUCAAAGGUCUUCUACUACAAGAUGAAGGGUGAUUACUACAGAUACUUAGCUGAAUUCUCAAGUGGCGAAGUUAGAGACAAGGCUACUGAAUCUUCUUUAGAAGCUUACAAGAGUGCUUCUGAAAUUGCUACUACUGAACUACCUCCAACUCAUCCAAUUCGUCUAGGUUUAGCUUUGAAUUUCUCUGUUUUCUACUACGAAAUUCAAAACUCUCCAGAUAAAGCUUGCCAUUUGGCUAAACAAGCCUUUGAUGAUGCUAUUGCUGAAUUAGAUACUUUAUCUGAAGAAUCUUACAAGGACAGUGCUUUGAUUAUGCAAUUAUUAAGAGAUAACUUAACCUUGUGGACUUCUGAUAUGUCUGAAUCAAACCAAGAUGAACAACAACCAUCUGACGAAGGCCAAGCUCCAAAAUAA
Molecule: messenger RNA, 768 nt
Organism: Vanderwaltozyma polyspora DSM 70294
Lineage: Eukaryota; Fungi; Ascomycota; Saccharomycetes; Saccharomycetales; Saccharomycetaceae
Gene: BMH2
Product: 14-3-3 family protein BMH2
Exons: 1
Coding region: 1-768 (255 amino acids)
Biological process (GO): signal transduction
Cellular component (GO): cytoplasm
Source: RefSeq, a predicted model, not a curated record